Molecule: messenger RNA, 1827 nt
Organism: Pangasianodon hypophthalmus (striped catfish)
Lineage: Eukaryota; Metazoa; Chordata; Actinopteri; Siluriformes; Pangasiidae
Gene: mat2b
Product: methionine adenosyltransferase II, beta
Exons: 7
Coding region: 186-1190 (334 amino acids)
Biological process (GO): S-adenosylmethionine biosynthetic process
Cellular component (GO): methionine adenosyltransferase complex
Molecular function (GO): methionine adenosyltransferase regulator activity
Source: RefSeq, a predicted model, not a curated record
CCUAAUUUGCGCAUGCGCAAUUCGUGCAAAUUCCCUGUAGGCUUCCUGAUUAUUUACAACACGUUGCGUAUGAUGAUUAAAGUUUAGCCAGCGUUUCUGUCAAGACCAUGUGACGAGUGUUUACUAUUCUGGCUGUUUUUAUCUGCAGAAUUUAGGCAGUAGCACUUUGUAAAUUAUUAAGUGACAUGAGCCUCAGGGAUAAGGAGCUAAAGAUCCGUUUUAGCCCAGGUCACGUAGAGCUCGUGCAGGAGGACUUGUGCAGUUCAUACCGGCGUGUACUGGUGACCGGAGCCACUGGUCUUCUUGGACGUGCAGUCUACAAGGAGUUUCAGAACAAUGACUGGGAAACGCUGGGGUGUGGAUACACUCGCGCUCGGCCUCGCUUCCUCACCUGCAACCUGCUGGAUGAGGAAGCUGUGCGGACGGUUAUUCACAGCUUCCAGCCCCAUGUGAUCGUACACUGUGCUGCUGAGAGAAGGCCGGACGUGGUGGAGCAUCACACAGAAGCAGCCUUGAACCUGAAUGUACAUGCAUGUGCUACACUGGCAAAAGAAGCAGCUGGCAUCUUUCUGAUCUACAUUAGCACUGAUUACGUGUUUGAUGGACGCAAUCCCCCAUAUGGAGAAAAUGACACCCCCAACCCAUUAAACAUGUACGGGAAAUCAAAGCUUAGGGGGGAGGGGGAGAUACUCAGACACUGUCCAGGUGCUGCAAUACUCAGGGUGCCCAUUCUGUAUGGAGAAGUGGAGAAGGUGGAGGAGAGUGCCGUCACUGUGCUGUGGGAUCGAAUUCAGGACAGAACUGAGAGCUCAACUGUAGACCACUGCCAGCAGCGCUACCCCACCUAUACCAGCGAUGUGGCACGUGUCUGCAGGAACAUGGCUGAGCGAGCUCUUCAGGACUCGUCCUUGCGCGGGAUCUUCCAUUAUUCUGGAAAAGAGAGGAUGACUAAAUAUGAGAUAGCCUGUGCUAUUGCAGAUGCCUUUAACCUUCCCAAGAAUCAUCUGAUACCAUUGACAGAGCAGCCUGCAGGAGCUGGCGCUCAGAGGCCGCAGAAUGCGCAGUUAGAAUGUUCUCGUCUGGAGCUUCUUGGGCUGAGCGAGGAACCGACUCCCUUUAAAACAGCGAUUAGAAAGUGUCUCUGGCCAUUCCUCCAUGAUAAACGCUGGAGACAGACCGUCUUUCACUGAGUGACAAAACAUACAUUCCUGAUUUCAACAGAAAAUAGGGCCAAUCUGUUGACAAGCGAAACAGCUUUAGCUGAUACAAGUUAUAUUAAUGCAUACACAGCAAAUAAUGUAUUAUUUUGUUCUUGAUUUUAUAUUGCACUCUAGGUAAUAGUAUUGUUGCUCAAGACAGUUGAGGAUAAUUUGUGUAUGCUCUUUAACCACAUUCUAUCAUGAAUGUAGUAAAAAGCUGUCUGUCUGUGAGAUUGUUUAAGUGUACCCAGGAUGCCAGUAUCAUGUGUAUAUAUAUAUAUAUAUAUAUAUAUAUAUAAUCAGCUUGCUUAAUCCAUAUUGCAGAACACUGUAUAUCAUGUUUUGUCAUUAAGUUUUGGUUGGUAAGUAAAUUCUAAUUGUCUUCUGUUUGACAAAUUUCCAGCAAAUGUGAAAAAAAAAAAAAUAAGGGAAAAACAUUUAGCUUUAAAAUAUCUGAUCUUUUCAGAUUGAACAAUUGCAGAUGAAUGCACUAAAAUUCAUUAAAUCAUUGCUUAGAACAUGCACUGAUGCACAGCGCCGAUCAAGAUUUAUAAAACUUUUAGUUCAGGUUUUUGCAGCACAAUGCAACUGUAACUAUCUUUAUGAAAUAAAUAUGAUGUAACCCUAA